This is a messenger RNA of Tachysurus vachellii, 8375 nucleotides long. RefSeq names its product protein tyrosine phosphatase receptor type Fa (gene ptprfa). Gene Ontology annotation, molecular function: protein tyrosine phosphatase activity; protein binding. NCBI's taxonomy places the organism in Eukaryota, Metazoa, Chordata, Actinopteri, Siluriformes, Bagridae. The record is from RefSeq and is a predicted model, not a curated record. Gene Ontology annotation, biological process: protein dephosphorylation. Bases 416 to 6196 code for a protein of 1926 amino acids. The transcript is spliced from 35 exons.
UCACACAGAGAAGCGCGCACACGUACGACAGAAGAUCUAUUUGUAUCGUCCGUCGGACCACACGUUCGUGCUUGAGGAAUAUACUUUGAAUUUGCGUGGGGGAAUUUUCUGUCUGCCUAAAGACUCUGUGGAGAGAAAACAGGACACGACAGAAGAGCUAGAGAGAGAAAAAAGAAGAGGAAAAGAGAGAGAGAGAGAGACAGAGAGAGAGGAGAGACGGAGAGAGGAGCGCGCGCGCACGAGAUACAGCAGGGGACACGGAACCUUAGAGCAUCAAUGCAUGGAGAGAGUUUAAAAUGCGCACCGCUCACAUUAUCCGACUCUGGGUUUAGAGGAAAAAAGAAACACUUCAGGUGCGUGUCGAUGCUGCGGUGAGCUGCUAGGAGUCGAGGUGUGGGGAGUGUGAGCUCAGGUCAUGGUGCCACAUCACACACGGCCGUCUCGUUUCCACAGCGCGGCCAGCCUGCUGCUGCUGCUGCUUGGACUCGCUAUACAUAUACGGGGAGACAGCAUGCCCAGCUUCAUUAAGUCUCCAGAGGACCAGACUGGCAUAUCUGGAGGCGUUGCAUCUUUCGUGUGCCAGGCAGUUGGCGAGCCCAAACCACGUAUAACAUGGAUGAAGAAGGGCAAGAAAGUCAGCUCACAGCGCUUUGAGGUGAUUGAAUUUGAUGAUGGCUCGGGGUCAGUGUUAAGGAUCCAGCCCUUGAGGACGCACCGAGAUGAGGCAAUCUACGAGUGCACAGCCACUAACAGCAUGGGGGAAAUUAACACCAGUGCCAAGCUUACUGUCCUGGAAGAGGACCAGAUCCCACAUGGUUUCCCCACUAUAGACAUGGGACCUCAGCUGAAGGUGGUGGAGAGGACCCGCACAGCCACCAUACUGUGUGCAGCAAGCGGGAAUCCUGACCCUGAAAUAUUCUGGUUUAAAGAUUUUCUCCCUGUCGACAUCAACGGCAGUAAUGGGCGAAUUAAACAGCUGCGCUCAGGUGCGCUGCAGAUAGAGAACAGUGAGGAAUCAGAUCAGGGAAAAUAUGAGUGUGUGGCAACAAACAGCGCCGGGACACGAUACUCCGCUCCGGCUAAUCUAUAUGUCAGAGUCAGGCGAGUUCCACCACGCUUCUCCAUUCCCCCCACCAAUCAUGAGGUGAUGCCCGGUGGCAGUAUCAACCUCACAUGUGUCGCCGUCGGCGCCCCAAUGCCUUUUGUCAAGUGGAUGAAGGGUGAAAUGGAGCUGACCAAAGAGGAAGAGAUGCCUGUUGGACGCAACGUUCUGGAGCUCACCAACAUUCGCCAGUCAGCAAACUACACCUGUGUAGCGAUUUCCUCUCUGGGAAUGAUCGAGACCACGGCACAGAUCAUUGUCAAAGCCCUCCCUCGGCCUCCCAUCUCUCUAAUGGUGACUGAAACCACAGCGACCAGCGUGACUCUGACAUGGGAUUCUGGGAACCCAGAGCCGGUCUCAUACUAUGUCAUUCAGUACCGUGCCAAACACUCUGAUAACGGUGGUUUCCAGGAAGUGGAUGGUGUGGCAUCGACACGCUACAGCAUUGGCGGUCUGAGUCCAUUCUCUCCUUACGAGUUCCGUGUCAUGGCUGUGAACAAUGUGGGGCGUGGCCUGCCUAGCACUUCUGUGGAAACGCGAACUGGUGAGCAAGCACCAUCCUCUCCUCCACUGAAGGUGCGGGCUAGGAUGCUGAGUUCAAGCACAGCGCUGGUACAGUGGGAACCUCCUGAGGAGCCAAAUGGCCUUAUCAGGGGCUACAGAGUAUAUUACACACAUGAUGCACACUCAUAUGCGCCACUCAGUGCCUGGUACAAGCACAACACGGCUGAUGCUGCACAGCUGGCCACAAUCUCGAACCUGGUGCCUAGCAGCACCUACAGCCUGCGUGUGCUAGCUUUCACAGCUGUGGGAGACGGACCACCAUCCCACACACUGCAGAUUAAAACACUACAGGGAGUUCCAGCACAGCCAAGUGAAUUAGAGGCAGAAGCGGAGCUUGACACUCGGAUCAUGCUGCGUUGGCUUUGGCCUGUUCAGGACCAAAUUAUUAAAUAUGAGCUCACCUACUGGGAAGCUGACUCUGGACACAAGAACCAUGUGACCUUUGACCCAGCUGGUUCGUACGCUGUGGAGGGCCUGAAGCCUGACACGCUGUAUAAAUUCACACUGGCUGCUCGCUCAAGAAUGGGUUUAGGCUUGUACACACAGCCCAUUGAGGCUCGCACAGCCCAGUCCACCCCAUCUGCCCCUCCUCAGGACGUGCACCUGCUCAGCCUCUCUUCUACCAGCAUCAAGGUGAGUUGGGUGGCACCUCCUGUUGCCAGUCGCCAUGGGAACAUUGUGCGCUACUCCUUGGCCUAUCAAGCACCCUCAGGGGAGGACCAGGAGCGUCACGAGGUGAUAGACAUUCCUGCUGAUGCCACCAGCUAUGUGCUUGAGGGACUGGAGAAAUGGGCAUUGUACCAUGUGUGGGUUAAGGCCCAUACCGAUGUGGGGCCGGGUCCUGAGAGCAGCAGCACCUGGAUUCGGACCCAAGAGGAUGUGCCUGGUGCUCCCCCACGCAGGGUGGAAGUGGACGCAGUGAACUCUACAGCACUCCAUGUGACCUGGAAACCUCCACUGGUGCAGAAGCAGCAUGGAGAGAUCCGCGGUUAUCAGGUGGUUUACUCCCGUGUGGAGGAUGGAGAACCUCGAGGACAGCCCACUAUCCUGGACAUAGCACUGCCCGAUGCUCAGGAGGCCUAUAUCACAGGGUUGCAGGCUGAGACAUCAUACUCUGUUACCGUGGCAGCGUACACAACUAAAGGUGAUGGAGCUCGGAGUAAAGCCAAGGUGGUAACCACUACAGGGGCAGUGCCAGGUAAGCCCACUAUGAUCAUCAGCACUACAGUGGGUAACACAGCUCUGAUCCAGUGGCAGCCUCCAAAAGAGACGUUUGGCGAGCUGUUGGGCUUUAGACUGCAGUAUAAAUGCCAGGACGACGAUGAUAAUGAUGACAAAGAUGACAAUGAUGAAGGCUCGUUCAUCACACGCCACUUCAUGCGCACCGAUGACCAUUUCACUGUCACCGGACUGCUCAAGGGCUCCACUUAUAGCUUCAGACUGAGUGCCAAGAACCGAGCGGGCCAUGGAGAGGAGCACAUUAAAGAGAUCACAACCCCUGAUGACAUUCCUAGUGGUUACCCACAAAACCUCAGUGUGGUGGGAUUGAGCUCCACCUCGACCACUCUAUCAUGGGCCCCCCCACCACUGGUGCAGAGAAACGGCAAAAUUGUGCGCUAUGAUAUUGUGUACCGGGACAUCAACAGUGUAAGGAAUCAAACCAACAUUACAACAGAGACUCGCAUUAGCAUCGGCGGCCUGAAACCCGACACUACGUACGAUAUCAGAGUGAGAGCCUAUACCAAGAAAGGACCAGGACCUUUCAGCCCCAGCAUUCAGAGCAGGACCAUGGCCACAUCUGUGCCUGAAUUUGCCAAAAACUUUGGGGUGAAAGCAGCAACAAAGACCUCAGUACUACUUACAUGGGAGGUGCCCGAAACCUACAAGCCUCAAGUGCCUUUUAAGAUCCUGUAUAACCAGCAGAGCGUGGAGGUGCAGGGUGAUCUGCGAAGGAAACUGAUCACUCGUCUUCAGCCCGACACCGAGUACUCGUUUGUGCUGAUGAACAGAGGCAGCAGUGCCGGAGGACUGCAGCAGCAAGUGUCCAUCCGUACAGCCCCGGACUUGCUGGACAAAAAACCCAGCCGUUCGGCCCACGAGUCUGCUGUGGGUGGACGAGUCACUCUAACAUUGCCCACGGUGACCGCCGGCGCCGCUGCACGUAUCAGGUGGUACUUCAUAGUGGUGUUGCCCAUGAGUCAAGCUACAUCAAGCCACUGGGAAAGUCCAGAAGAUAUCGACCUUGACGAGUUGUUAGAAGCUGGUGGUGAUACAACUGUGAUGAAGAGGAAGAAGAGGCAGAGUGACGACUCCCUGAAGCCAUACAUCGCUGCGAGGCUGCACACACUGCCAGAGAGCUUCACACUGGGAGACGAGCGGCAUUACAGUGGCUUCUACAACAGACCACUGCUCGCUCAGACUCAGUACCGAACCUUCAUCAUGGCUGCACUCCAGGAGCAUGACUCUAAAACAUUCGCUACAAGCCCAUUCUCAGACCCCAUCAUGGUGCAGGUGCAAAUGUCCCGACAUGCAGAAGAUCCCGAGAUGCUUUGGGUGAUGGGGCCGGUGCUGGCUGUCGUCCUCAUCAUCAUUAUUGUCAUCGCCAUCCUACUCUUCAAGAGCAAACAGGAGAGGAAGCGAGCAUCUCCCUCAGUGAAGGAUGAACACACAGCCGGAGUGAAGGACCAUCUGCUGGCCCACUCGUCUGAUCCCGUAGAGAUGAGGAGACUAAACUACCAAACACAGGGUUCCAGUGACCCAAGUUGUCCAGACACUCCAAGGAUGAGAGAGCACCCACCCAUCUCCGUCUGUGACCUGGCCGAACAUAUUGAGCGGCUCAAAGCCAAUGACAGCCUCCGCUUCUCUCAGGAAUACGAGUCAAUUGAUCCCGGGCAGCAGUUCACCUGGGAACACUCCAACCUCGAAGUGAACAAGCCAAAAAACCGUUAUGCUAAUGUCAUUGCAUACGACCACUCCAGAGUCGUCUUGUCACCCAUCGAUGCUAUGCCCGGGAGCGACUACAUUAACGCAAACUACAUAGACGGAUACAGGAAGCAGAAUGCCUACAUCGCUACUCAGGGCCCCCUACCUGAGACUGUCAGUGAUUUCUGGAGGAUGCUGUGGGAACAGAGGAGCAGCACCAUCGUCAUGAUGACUCGACUGGAGGAGAAGUCAAGAGUGAAGUGUGAUCAGUACUGGCCGAGUCGGGGGACAGAGACAUACGGCAUGAUUCAGGUCACGCUGCUGGACACAGUGGAGCUUGCCACAUACAGUGUCAGAACCUUUACUAUGUACAAGAGUGGCUCCAGUGAAAAAAGAGAGGUGAGGCAGUUCCAGUUCAUGGUGUGGCCUGAUCAUGGCGUUCCCGAGUAUCCUACUCCUAUCCUGGCUUUCAUGCGCCGAGUCAAAGCUUGUAACCCACCUGAUGCUGGACCCAUGGUGGUGCACUGCAGUGCGGGCGUGGGCCGGACAGGCUGCUUCAUCGUGAUUGAUGCCAUGCUGGAGCGCAUGAAGCAUGAGCAAACAGUGGACCUGUAUGGUCAUGUGACCCUGAUGCGCUCUCAGAGGAACUACAUGGUACAGACAGAGGAUCAGUACAUCUUCAUCCAUGACGCGCUACUGGAGGCAGCCGUCUGUGCUCACACUGAGGUCCCAGCACGCAGCCUUUACUCUCACCUCCAGAAACUCACAAACACACCUCCAGGGGAGACUGUCACUGCCAUGGAGCUGGAGUUCAAGAAACUGGCCAACUCCAAAGCACACACGUCCCGCUUCAUCAGCGCCAACCUGCCGUGCAACAAGUUCAAAAACCGGCUCGUCAACAUCAUGCCCUUCGAGUCGAGCCGAGUGUGUCUGCAGCCCAUCAGAGGAGUGGAGGGAUCCGACUACAUCAAUGCCAGCUUCAUCGAUGGAUAUAGGCAGCAGAAGGCGUACAUAGCAACACAGGGUCCUCUGGCGGAGACCACAGAGGACUUCUGGAGAAUGCUUUGGGAGCACAAUUCCACCAUCGUAGUCAUGCUGACUAAACUCAGAGAGAUGGGAAGGGAGAAGUGCCAUCAGUACUGGCCAGCUGAGCGUUCUGCACGCUAUCAGUACUUUGUGGUGGACCCCAUGGCUGAAUACAACAUGCCUCAGUACAUCCUGCGAGAGUUCAAAGUCACUGAUGCCAGGGAUGGCCAAUCUAGGACUAUUCGUCAGUUCCAGUUCACUGAUUGGCCAGAGCAGGGUGUGCCAAAGACAGGGGAGGGGUUUAUCGAUUUUAUUGGACAGGUGCAUAAAACCAAGGAGCAGUUUGGCCAGGAUGGACCAAUUACUGUUCACUGCAGUGCCGGUGUGGGUCGUACAGGAGUGUUCAUCACUCUGAGUAUCGUACUAGAGAGGAUGAGAUAUGAGGGAGUCGUGGAUCUGUUCCAAACCAUCAAAACACUGCGCACUCAGAGGCCAGCCAUGGUACAGACCGAGGACCAGUAUCAGCUGUGCUACCGAGCAGCUCUUGAGUACCUGGGCAGCUUUGAUCACUAUGCAACAUAACCGCUCAUCUGAAAACCUCCGGAAAGCCCUGAAACGCCCCUCAGGAGAGCAGGCGGAUCAUUCUGAGCAACAACACACACUCCACUGAUUCAGUUUAGGGGUUCAGAGAGAAAGAAAGAAAGAAAGAAAGAAAGAGAGAGGGAGAGAGAGAGAGAGAGAGAGAGAGAGAAAGGGAGAGAGAAAUAGAGAGAGACAGAGAGAAGUACAGGAAAAUGUGAAUGUCAGGCAGGGCACCUACAACUUUUUCUAGUCCUGCAUCCAUUCCUCUUUCCGAACACGAAAGUGCCGCUCUGGUGUCAAUAUUACUGGAAACCUGUAAUAGCAUAAAAAUAUCUCCAAAUCCUGCUGAGACUGAAAAUUGUACUAAUUUUUUUUAAUCAUUGUUGUCGUAUUAAUCAACAUUACCAUUAUUAAUUAUUAUCAUGAGCAUACGAUAUACAACACAACUAUGUAAUUGUUGUCAUUUAUACUGGUAAUCUGUAAUGGGUCUAUUUUAAUUUUUUUUUUUUUUUUUGAUAUAUUUUUUGCUCUUUUUAAUUUUUUUAUAUACAUAUUUUAAAAUAAUCACGUAUUAUUUGAUGUUAUUGUUAUCACCAUAUGGUCUUAUAUGUUUAGUACACAGGCGUGUAUUUUAACACGACCUGAAUACACUGAGCUGCUGAUCGUAUCUUUGUUAAUACCAUUAUGUUAUUUUAAUGACACUGCAGUUAUUCAGCGGGCGAGGGGAAGACCUUCUGUACACCUUUUUCUUCUGGCAACUUUGUAGAACAAAUUAUGUGAGUUCAACAUUAUAUUAAAUGAUGUGAAUCCAGAGUCAGUGAACAGUGAUACAUGAGAUCAAGGAAAGAUACAGUGUAUAAACUGAGAGUAUGCAGGGAACUAGGCCAAAACGGAUCAGACACGUACAUGUACAGGACGUGUACUAUUUUAUUUCUUAAAGGUUAGGUCAGCGAUUUUUAAAGUCAGGACACAUUUUAUAAUAUUCAGUAAAGCCCUUCGCACAUCCAAGCAGCUGCCUAUAAAAUACUUUGGAGGGAAUAGUUAGCUGAUGGGCUAAAUCUGUGCUGUAAUCAUUUAGAUUUUUAAGUUUCCUAACAGGUAGCAUGAGAUAGCUGUUGUGGAUCCAUGUCCAGAAAUAUAAUCCUAAAAAUAAAACAUACAGCCAGACAUAAACUUAAAGCACAAUUGAUCCUAAACAUAAAUAUCCAAGGCAAGGGCUCAAAUCCAAUAAACCAGGCAGAACAAACAAGGCUCUGAACUCGCACACAGUUGGACAGAAAGGCAAGACUUCACAAUGAGUAAAAAUGUCCAUGAAACUUUUUAUAUAAUACUAAAACCAGGUAAUCUGGAACUGACUGUUAGAGGUCACACUAGUAUUGCAAUGAGCACAAAUCAUCCACUGGGAAGGGAAUAUCUCUGUUAUGCUAACUUCUACAAAAAAAAUCGCUGACUAUACCUUUAAAAAGCAUACAAAAAUAUCCACAAUGACAACGAGAUUUCUGAACAGAGCAUCGUGACUGAGAUGCUGUUACUAGCCAUGUGCAGGUCAAAAAUGAAGUCUACACUACAUACAGUACGCACACAGUAAAGGCCACACACACAUACACACACGCACACACUCACAGGAGCGCAGUGAUACAAAACAAAAAAGAAUACACAAUUAAUACAACACAUACUAAACAAGAUAUUUUACAGCAAGACAUGACACUAUGUUCUGUAUGUCUUAGAGUGUGCAAAAUGUUAGCAGGGUAAUACAAUGUUUAAUACUGUGCUUUUAUCAGGAUUAUUUCAUGGUUGAUUAAAAGCCACAGCAUGGAACAGUCUGCUGAAACUACUGAUCCUGAUGUCCCUACACAUGAUAUUUUCACAUACUGUAAACAUCAUGUGAGCAUAUGUCACUGUGGCUCAGAAGGACAAUAUCACAACAUAAGCAAGAAGAAACACCGGCUUGAGUGUUUCCCUAAAAGAGUAUUUCGAUUAAAAGAGAGGUGGAUUGGACCAGACUGGACCGCUCAUUAUUGGCGUCGAGAUGUGAGAGGCUUCGUUCGAUCUGUUGGACAUGCCGUUUAUUUUCUAUUUGUUCAUAAAAAAAAACAAAAAAUAAAAACGAAGAGAAAGUGAGGAAAUAUGUUCCAAAUACCUUGAUGUUAAUAAAGUUGAAUAAUUGGGUUUUGUAUAA